This is a messenger RNA of Dimorphilus gyrociliatus, 499 nucleotides long. The record is from the annotation of a GenBank genome assembly. Lineage: Eukaryota; Metazoa; Annelida; Polychaeta; Dinophilidae.
AAUUUGCGGAAAGGCGUCGAAGGCAUAAGACAUGAACACAUAUCUGGUUAUAGGUUUUACUUUAUUAUCACCUUUAUCCUAUUUAAUAUCAUCAGCACCGGUGAAAUCUCUAGCCGAGCAGUUACGGUUAAACAUGGAUUAUUGUGGAAACUUAACUAAAGUAUCCAAUUCAGAAAAUGUUGGGAAAGCUAAAAAGUAUCUUGAUGAAGAAUUACUGAACAUUUCGAAAAAAGAUUUUAAUAUUCACUCAAAGGAAUAUAAUAAAUUGACUGAGGAAUUAUAUGAAAUGUUAUAUGGAUUGUACAACUAUAAUAAAAAAGACAAUCCACAUUGGGAAUGUUUCGAUGCUAUCUAUUCAGCUCUAAACACAAUGGCUGAUGAAAUCAGUGGUUAUAGCAAAAAGCAUGAAAAGUUAAAGAAUAUAGGCAAAUACGAAAAGACAGUUAUCUCAUUUUCUUAUUUAUUAUCUCAAUAUCUUAAACAUAUCAAAUUUUCAUGA